This is a messenger RNA of Lachancea mirantina, 1434 nucleotides long. Lineage: Eukaryota; Fungi; Ascomycota; Saccharomycetes; Saccharomycetales; Saccharomycetaceae. The record is from the annotation of a GenBank genome assembly.
AUGAUUGACAUUGAAAAAAUCUUUUCAUUCCAGAUUUUUUUCAUCUUUCUGCGAGAGUCUUUAGAGAUUAUUGUGAUCAUCUCGAUUCUGUUAACGGUGGUGAAGCAGGCUCUCUUCGAAAAAUCUCAGGCCGAUGACACCGGAUCCAGUCGGAGUCUAGCCGGGGGUGAUGCUGCACAACGGCUUACAGCUGAGGAAGAAGAAGUGUUGGAUGAAUCUACUGCAGUUCCAGAACCUCGUGACCAAAGUCCGAUCACAGAAAACGGUGGAGGUGGUGCAUCUAGUCACGUGACUGAUGUACCGAUGAACGGUUUACCAGGGGAAGGUGCCAACAACUAUCAAUUGUACAAGAAACUGAAGGUCCAGAUUCUCUCGGGCGGCAUUUUAGGGCUUUCAUGCUGCUUGUUAAUUGGCGGUGCCUUUAUCGUGACUUUUUACCUUGUCGGCGCAGAUCUGUGGUCCGCGAGCGAACAUUACUACGAAGGAGUUCUGAGCGUGGUAGCGUCUGUGAUAAUAUCGGUUAUGGGACUGUUCUUCUUGAGGAUGGGCAAAUUACGGGAAAAAUUUAGAGUGAAGCUUGCUUCAAUUAUUUACUCGAGGCGUGGGAGACUUUUGCACGAUCAAAGUGAGCGUGCGGUCAGAUUUACCGAAAAAUAUGCACUCUUCAUUCUUCCUUUCGUUACUUCACUUCGUGAGGGUCUCGAAGCGGUCGUAUUUGUCGGGGGCAUUGGUAUCGAUCAACCGCUCAGUUCAAUCCCGCUGUCCAUGGUAAGUGCGAUCGCUGUCAGUAGCAUUCUGGGCUAUUUUUUUUACAAGUCUUCGAAAUCGUUCUCGUUGCAAGUGUGUCUGGUUGUCACUACUUGUUUUCUCUACCUCAUUGCUUCGGGACUCUUUUCUAAGGGUGUAUGGCAAUUCGAAGUGCAAAGAUACGUUGAUCUCUGUAAUGGACAAGACAUGUCGGAAGUGGGCAGUGGUCCAGGAUCCUAUGAUAUUACAAGAUCGAUUUGGCACGUAAAUUGUUGUAAUGGCGAGCGUGACGGUUUAUGGAUGAUUUUCACGGCGGUGUUUGGAUGGACUAAUAGCGCCACUUACAGUUCGGUACUAAGUUACUGUCUUUAUUGGCUCCUUCUCAUUGGCAUCAUUAACAUUUUAUCUGUUGAGGAAAAGGUCGGUUACAUCCCUUACGUCCCUGUGGCUUUACAAAAAAAACGCAUACUCAAGAGGUUACACAUCGUUGAAAAAUCGCUUCAACUUCGUCAUCUGUCCGGCGGUCUUUCAUCCCUUCCAUCGGAUUGUUUAGAGAGAAGAAUUUCUAAGGAUAGUCAGACUAGCGCAUCACCUUUACUCGGAAAUGGGCAACAACAACAGCAGCAACAACAACAACAUCAUCAUCAUCAUCAUCAUGAUACAAUAGCAGAAAGUGUACCUCAUUAG